This is a messenger RNA of Alligator sinensis (Chinese alligator), 895 nucleotides long. RefSeq names its product trans-golgi network vesicle protein 23 homolog A (gene TVP23A). Gene Ontology annotation, cellular component: Golgi membrane. The record is from RefSeq and is a predicted model, not a curated record. The annotation marks the transcript as partial. Gene Ontology annotation, biological process: vesicle-mediated transport; protein secretion. NCBI's taxonomy places the organism in Eukaryota, Metazoa, Chordata, Crocodylia, Alligatoridae. The transcript is spliced from 7 exons.
CCGCCGGGCCCUGUCCCUCCGCUGCAGCCCCUGGCGGACGACACCGAGGACGUGUCCCUGGACUUCGGCGCCGAGGAGGAGCUGAGGCUGAGGAAAGCCCGGAUCAGGCAUCCACUGGCUACCUUUUUCCACCUGUUUUUCCGAGUGAGUGCUAUUGUUACCUACUUGUUCUGUGACUGGUUCAGCAAAAGCUUUGUUGCCUGUUUUGUCACUAUUCUCCUCCUUCUGUCCUUUGACUUUUGGUCAGUUAAGAAUGUUACUGGAAGACUCUUGGUUGGGCUACGAUGGUGGAAUCAGAUUGAUGAAGAUGGAAAAAGCCACUGGGUAUUUGAAGCAAAAAAGGUUUCUACAAACAUUGCUGCCUCAACUGAAGUUGAAGCUCGUAUCUUCUGGCUUGGUCUGAUUAUCUGCCCCAUUAUUUGGACCCUGUUCUUUUUUAGCACCUUGUUUUCCUUAAAGCUGAAGUGGCUGGCUCUUGUGAUAGCUGGAAUCUCCCUUCAAACUGCUAACUUAUAUGGAUACAUCCAUUGUAAAUUAGGAGGACAAAAAAGCAUCAGCCAAGUAACUUCCAGGCUCCUAUCACAGCAGAUGUUUCAAAGAGACAGACCAGAAGAAUUUCAGAAGAUUGUCUUGAAGGGUAUGGAAAUGCACAACCACUAGAAAGACACUGUAGUCCUGAGAGAAGUCAACACUAAAUUGAGAACUACAGCGUAAGUCUGUUAGUCGAAGGAAAAAUGUAUUCAAGUGAUCUUAUUCAGCAAGUGCAUGGAAAUAUACACUACAGUUAAUCUCCAGAAGACUUGAAGAAAGUACUAAUAGGUAAAUGGAACACAUUAUGUAUGUCCCAAUGAAAACAAACUGUUUAAUGUAUAAAUUUCUGAAUAAAUGCUAUGCG